Microdochium trichocladiopsis is the source of this 234-nucleotide messenger RNA. RefSeq names its product DNA-directed RNA polymerases n subunit superfamily. Gene Ontology annotation, cellular component: RNA polymerase III complex; RNA polymerase I complex; RNA polymerase II, core complex. Lineage: Eukaryota; Fungi; Ascomycota; Sordariomycetes; Xylariales; Microdochiaceae. The transcript has 3 exons. The coding region runs from base 1 to 234 and encodes 77 amino acids. Gene Ontology annotation, biological process: tRNA transcription by RNA polymerase III; transcription by RNA polymerase II; transcription by RNA polymerase I. Gene Ontology annotation, molecular function: DNA-directed RNA polymerase activity; zinc ion binding; DNA binding. The record is from RefSeq and is a predicted model, not a curated record.
AUGAUUAUCCCCAUCCGCUGCUUCUCUUGCGGCAAGGUGACCGGCGACCUGUGGGAGAGAUAUCUCGUCCUCAUCGACCAGGGCAUUCCCGACGGUGACGCGAUGGACCAGCUCGGUCUUAGGCGGUACUGCUGCCGCCGCAUGGUCAUGACGCACGUCGAUCUGAUCGAGAAGCUCCUCAAGUACACCCCCGACGGCCGCAACGAGAAGAAGAUCCAGCUCGGCCAGCGAUAG